Molecule: messenger RNA, 2028 nt
Organism: Fulmarus glacialis (Northern fulmar)
Lineage: Eukaryota; Metazoa; Chordata; Aves; Procellariiformes; Procellariidae
Gene: NEDD9
Product: neural precursor cell expressed, developmentally down-regulated 9
Exons: 5
Biological process (GO): cell surface receptor protein tyrosine kinase signaling pathway; cell migration
Cellular component (GO): cytoplasm; plasma membrane
Source: RefSeq, a predicted model, not a curated record
GUAAUAACUCCAGUCAGGUCAGGACAAGGUUAUGUUUAUGAAUUCCCUUCCAAAUACCAGAAGGAUACCUACGAUAUCCCCCCUGUUCGCCCUCUCCAAGGGAUAUAUGACAUUCCCCCCACAUCGGUUAAGGGGCCUGCACUUCCAGUUCCCAUGGGAGAAGCAAAAGCUUUAGGAAUCUAUGACAUACCACCUGCCAAAGGGGUCUAUGCUACACCUCCAUCUGCAUGCGGAAACGAUACAGGCCUGAGGGAAAAUUUGCAGGAUUUUUCGUCUCCAGUGGGCCACAGUGUAAGACCAGAAGGAGUAUAUGAUAUUCCUCCUCCCAUCACCAAAGCAACUGGGAAAGAACUUAAUAAAUUUUCUCCUGAGAGCCUUUUAUUGCCGGAUGGAGUGUCACAGAAACAGAGUGUUUAUGACAUCCCUAUGAACCAUCAAAACCAUUUUCUUGGACAGCAAAUUGCACCUCAAAAAGAUGUUUAUGAUACCCCAAGGGGAAUUGCAUUCCCAGGACAACAGACAGGACUCAGUGAAAGUCUCAUCCCAGAAGAAAGAGAAGGUGUAUAUGAUGUGCCACCACCCGUCCUCCAAGACACUAAAGGCUUACAGGACGUGACUGAUGGGAUAAAUAGGUUGUCUUUCUCCAGCACAGGAAGCACAAGGAGUAACAUGUCCACAUCUUCAACAACAUCAAAAGACUCUUCUUUCUCAGCAUCAACUGCACAGGACAAAAGACUAAUCCUUGAUCCAGACACUGCUAUAGAGAGGCUUUAUCGCCUCCAGCAGAUGGUGGAGACAGCUGUCAAUAACCUCCUGGCCUUCAUUACAGCAGACUGGCGGUCUUAUGGAUAUAUGGAGAAACACAUCAAUGAAAUUCACACUGCUGUGGAUAAGGUAGAGCAGUCACUGCUGGAGUACCUCCAGUUUGCAAAAGGAUCAGCAGCCAAUGCUUCCCGCCUAUCCGAGUUCAGCCUCCUUAACAAAAUGAGGAGGGAGGUGCAAAGGCUGGAGGACUCUCACCAGAUCCUUACCCAAACCAGUCACGACUUAAACAGCUAUAACUGGUCUUUGAAUGUUCUAGCUGUCAACAGACUGCAGAACAAGUGUGAUGACCUGGAUCGGUUUGUUAUGGUGGCAAGGACAGUCCCGGAUGAUGCCAAGCAACUGACCACUACCAUCAGCAUCAAUGCAGAGGUGCUCUUCAAACAGGCGUUGAGCAGCUCACGUUUCAAAAACAUACCGGAGAAUAUAAUGAACACUGCUGACUAUGUAUAUGACAAUCCUCAUAUGCAGCAUCAUGGGGAGAAAGCACAGAACCACUGCAGUUCACUUCCGCCGUUCCUGAGUAAAGAUCAGCACCCUCACAAUACCACCAGUGAGAGCUCAGAAAAGAGCUGGAUGGAUGACUACGAUUACGUUCACCUGCAGGGGAAAGAAGAGUUUGAAAGGCAACAGAAGGAGCUGCUGGAAAAAGAAAAUAUCAUCAAGCAGAGCAAAGUGGAGCUAGAGCACCAUCAGAUUAAUCAGUUUCAACGUCUGGAGCAAGAGAUCACAAAGCCGGUAGAGAACGACAUCUCAAAAUGGAAGCCGCCUCAAGCUCUCCAGACUGCAAACAGCACCGCCACCUCCCAUGACAGCCAGCUGCUGUUAUUCUAUUCUGACCAAUGUGAGACUCACUUCAACUCCCUCCUAAAUGCCAUCGAUGCCUUUUUCAGUUGUGUCAACACUUCUCAGCCCCCCCGAAUCUUCGUGGCUCACAGCAAAUUUGUCAUUUUGAGCGCUCACAAACUUGUGUUCAUUGGGGACAUGCUCACGAGGCAAGUGACAACUCAGGACACACGCAACAAAGUGAUGAACUCCAGCAACCAGUUGUGUGAACUGCUGAAGAGUGUUGUUCUGGCUACCAAGAUGGCUGCCUUGCAUUACCCCAACACAGCAGCCCUCCAGAAGAUGGUGGACCGAGUAACAGAGCUGUCUCGUCAUGCACAGUUGUUCAAACUCUCACUGGUCCAAAUGGCAUCCUUAUGA